AUGUCCUGGACUCACAAAGAAACACAGGGCUAUGGAAUGAAGGGCAAGCUCACUCUCCGGCACCAAGCUCUCUGGGGUGAUUUUUCUUCUAGAAGAGUCCACUGGGACAGUUCCCACGCACCCACCAGGACUCCGAUUCUCCCCAGUCGCCAAGGAUGGGGUCAUGGCGCCCCGGACCCUCCUUCCGCUGCUCUGGGGAGCCCUGGUCCUGACCCAGACCUGUGCCGGCUUCCACUCCUUGAGGUAUUUCCACACCGCCACGUCCCGGCCCGGCCGCGGGGUGCCCCCGCUUCAUCUCCGUGGGCUAAGUGGACGACACGCAGUUCGUGCGGUUGGACAGCGACGCCGCGAGUCCUAGGAUGGAGCCGCGGGAGCCGUGGAUGGAGCAGGAGGGGCCGGAAUAUUGGGAGAAGACAGGGACCGCCAAGACCAACGCACAGUUUACCGAAUGAACCUGCGGACCCUGAGCGGCUACUAGAACCAGAGCGAGGCCUGGCCAGGGUCUCACACCAUCUAGAGGAUGCCUGGCUGCGACAAGGGGUCCGACGGGCGCCUCCUCCGGGAGUAUCACCAGCUCGCCUACGACGGCAGGGAUUACAUCGCCCUGAACCAGGACCCGUGAUCCUUGACCGCCGCAGACACGGCGGCUCAGAUCACCCAGCUCAAGUGGGAAGCUGCCGGCGAGGCGGAGGUUCAUCCUCACAGGGGGGCUGCCAGCCACACCGAGUCAUGGACAGGUCUCCACAGACACAACUUAGUACCAGCUUGGAUGAAACCCUCUGAGGAACGGGGGCCAGCUUUCAGGAUGUGCUGCGCGUAUUAAAUCAAAGACGUCUCUAUGGUGCUGUGUUUACAGAAGGAAGAACACGUGGGUCCAAAAACCAUGAAAUUGAAACAGGUAUGGCUCCAUGUCUCAUCCCUUCUACUCACCCUCAGGGUGAUUUUGCACUUCUCAUCUCCAAUAUCGGGGCUCUGCAGGGGAGGAGGUCCUGGUUUCCCAAAGGGGGCACCCUGGCAAGGAGACAAAUGAGAGUCCAUGGACCUACAUCUUAUGGUUGCCCCCAGGGAUGUUUGAAUAGUAUGUGUCCAGACACAAGCAGGUGAGAAGAGGAGGAGGCAGGGCUGCUAUCACACAAGGAAGGCAGAAGUGUGUGUGGAAAUAAGAGAUCCACGUGGAGGCCUUAUGCUUCCCCUUGUCCUGUGGUAAGUUUGAGCAGAAUCAUCCAGCAACCGCAGCCUGAGAGGGUUUGAUACUCAAGAGCCCAGAACCCUCAGGAAGGAAGGACUGAGUGAUACACCUAGAUAAUGUCCCAAGGCUCCGCUCCUGUGCUCUGACAUCCUCAGAAGGGUUAGUGCAGAAGCCCUGCUUCCCAUGGGCUGUUCCCAGCCAGUGACCGGUCACAGCAGGCGCACUAAGGCAGGCCAUUACUGGGAGACACGGGACUCCUCUGAUGGCCAACUGUGGCUGGAGGACUCCUCCAUGGCCUUGCUCAACCCUCCUUAGAUUGCCUGUGCUCUAGGAUGUGUCGAACAAACCUCCUCUCCUUCUGUCCAGCACUUGGUGUCACACUCGCAUUGUGGUCUGCUGCCUUUUCCUGGGAUUUCUG
Messenger RNA from Macaca mulatta (Rhesus monkey), 1607 nucleotides. NCBI's taxonomy places the organism in Eukaryota, Metazoa, Chordata, Mammalia, Primates, Cercopithecidae. The record is from RefSeq and is a predicted model, not a curated record.